Caenorhabditis remanei is the source of this 1014-nucleotide messenger RNA. RefSeq lists its product as uncharacterized. The coding region runs from base 1 to 1014 and encodes 337 amino acids. Lineage: Eukaryota; Metazoa; Nematoda; Chromadorea; Rhabditida; Rhabditidae. The record is from RefSeq and is a predicted model, not a curated record. The transcript is spliced from 6 exons.
AUGGAGCAUCUGAACCGCUCAACUUUGUUUUUGGUGUUCCGUCUGGUCCCGAUUCUUAGUAUUCCAUUAUAUCUGUUCGCUUGGCUUCUGGUAACCAGAAAUAAGUCGAAGGUGGUUCAAGCCGUCAGGAAGCAUUUUUUAAGGCAGAUGUUGAUAAACUUCAUUUCCGUUGUCCUUCUCUGCGUUGUGGUAUGUCCAAUUCUAAUUCCACCAAUUCCUGGAUAUUACAUGACUGGCUUGUUGGCCUCAUUCGACGCCAACUAUGAUACCAAUGUAGCAAUUCCGCUGGUUCUCAUGACACAUGUUGUACUGAUGGUCGCUCUUGCAAUCAUGCAAUUAUUCAAACACCAACUUGUCACCAUAUCCGACUUACGUCAUACUAGAAAAUUCGAGCUUCCUGUCAAAAUCAUUCGAUGGCUUUACAAAAUUUGCUAUCUUGUCAUGAUCCUGGUGGCCACAACUAUCUUACCAGCUCUAACCAUUGAAUUUGAGUUGGAAGGGUUCAGGAAAGGAGCCUAUGAGUACUUCCAAAACCCGGUAUGUCUUUGCCCAGACAUGUUUAUUGCGGACCCACGGCACUGGAAAAUCUUAGUUCCAUACUGUUGGUCGAUAACAUUCGGAGCAUUGUGCUCGAUUACUGGUCUCAGCAGUGUCAUUACUUGUCUUGUCAUAAUUUAUGAUUCUCGGAAGAUGGUGUCGAGAGAGACUUUGAUUAUGCAGAGGAACUUUACACUCAGUUUGCUUUAUCAGGCAUUGGUGUGCAUCGUAUUCAUAGUGAUGCCACUUGCUUCCGUGUCCACUUUGUUCUAUACGGACAUUCAUAUUGAAGAGCACGGUCUCUACUACCUCCUGCUCAUCUCAUCCCAAGGAGCAGUCAACAACAUGAUGCACAUCGUUCCGGGGUUAUGGAGGAAGUUACGGAAGAAAGGAACUGCGGACCAGUCGAGACAAAGUUGGAAAAACAGUUCGAUGUGGUCGACGUCUGUAUCGAAUGUGGCAUCUACUGCGUGUUAA